UUAAGGUUAAGUUAACCUCAAUUCGUCAUAACCUUACUUUGUAAGAUGUUAAUUUGUAAACAAAUUCUAAAAGUUCAAAAAUGCUUCUUAAAGUUUCAUCCAAUCCAUACCUGGACGAAACCGGAAGGAUUUGAUACGAAAAUUAAAGUUUACAAUUGUAUCACGAGAAACAAGGAACCCUUAGUCAUUAGAGACAAGCAUCUAAUAACUUGGUACACUUGUGGUCCAACAGUUUACGAUUCUUCUCAUAUUGGACAUGCUAGUUGCUAUGUAAAAUUAGAUAUAAUUCAGAAAAUACUGCAGAAUUAUUUUAAGUACAAUCUCAUAACGGUAAUGAAUAUUACAGAUAUCGAUGACAAAAUUAUCAGAAGAGCAAUUCAAAUGAAAAAAACGUAUAAAGAUGUCGCGAAAAUGUAUGAAAAGGAAUUCUUUGAAGAUUUAAAAAGUCUUGGAAUCGCAAAACCUAAUAUUAUAUUAAGAGUAACAGACAACAUGGAUAUCAUAAUAGAUUUCAUCAAACAACUUGAAAGUAACGGUCAAACCUACAUGGCCAAAGAUAAUUCUGUUUAUUUUUCUGUAGAAAAUGAUAAUUAUGGGAAAUUGGUAAACAUUAAUGAAGGCACAAAACAACAGACAAAAAAAGGUGUAAAAAAGAAUGAUAUGGAUUUUGUAUUAUGGAAAGAAAGUAAAGAGGGAGAACCAUAUUGGAAUAGCCCAUGGGGUUCAGGAAGACCAGGAUGGCAUAUAGAAUGCUCGGCUUUAGCCUCACACGUUUUAGGUUCUAACAUCGACAUUCAUGCUGGUGGGAUGGAUCUCAAAUUUCCCCAUCACGAAAACGAAGAAGCUCAGUCAUGUAGCUACCAUAAAACUGAACAAUGGGUUAAUUACUGGAUUCACAUUGGUCACUUGCACUUAAAAAAUUCAGAAAAAAUGUCCAAAUCUCUCAAAAAUACCGUAUCGAUUCAAGAGAUGUUACAAGAAGUUAAAACUGAGGUCUUUAGAUUGGCCUGUGCUAUGUCGCACUAUAAAAGUGGCAUGGAAUAUAGCAAAGAGCUCUUAGAAACGUCCCAAAAUGUUUACCAAGUAUAUAAGAACCUCAUAAUUUCUUGUAACGAUUAUAUAAAUGGGCAUUUGAAAGCUACUAUAAACAAUGAUGUUCUGUUAAAAGUGCUCGGCGACUCUUAUAGUAGUGUACAUAAUGCUUUGUGUGAUGAUUUCGAUACUCCAAGUGUUAUUAGAACUUUAAACGAGCUCGUCUCCGUAACGAAUUCGAUGCUCCAUACCACCACGUCAUCAAAUAACCAAAUUGGUUUAAGUUCGGUGGCAGCAGUAUCCAAUUUUCUUUCUGGCAUUUUAACAUUAUUUGGAGUAGAUUUCGAUGAAAGAACUACAAGAAGUUCUGAGAAUUUCAUAGAAGUAAUGAACAUAUUAAAUGAUUUUCGGCAAGAUGUAAGAUUAAUUGGUAUAGAAAAAAAAGAUAAGGAUAUAUUAAAACUAUGUGAUAAUAUCAGAGAACAACUUAAAGAAAAUAAUAUUGUCGUAAGGGAUUACACAAAGACGUCUUCAUGGUCUAGGUGACAUCUCGAAAGAAAUUUUCCUUAUUAGAAUUUUUACCGAGUAUCCAAGUUAUACUAAUGUCUGUUAUAUUUAUUCUCUAUUAUCUUUAUUAUGGAUUUUUCUGUAAAUAUAAAUAAUUAUGUAACAA
This is a messenger RNA of Anoplophora glabripennis (Asian longhorned beetle), 1705 nucleotides long. It is a transcript of the gene CysRS-m, whose product is annotated as probable cysteine--tRNA ligase, mitochondrial. The record is from RefSeq and is a predicted model, not a curated record. The transcript is spliced from 2 exons. Gene Ontology annotation, molecular function: ATP binding; cysteine-tRNA ligase activity. Lineage: Eukaryota; Metazoa; Arthropoda; Insecta; Coleoptera; Cerambycidae. Gene Ontology annotation, cellular component: cytoplasm. The coding region runs from base 46 to 1578 and encodes 510 amino acids. Gene Ontology annotation, biological process: cysteinyl-tRNA aminoacylation.